Camellia sinensis is the source of this 3981-nucleotide messenger RNA. The record is from RefSeq and is a predicted model, not a curated record. NCBI's taxonomy places the organism in Eukaryota, Viridiplantae, Streptophyta, Magnoliopsida, Ericales, Theaceae.
UUAAAAGAAAUCCAAGAAAAGAAAAAUGAAAGGUAUUGGUGAGUGGUAACAAAUGCCCCAUGUGAAGAUUGACAUCUAAACAAAUAAGGGCAGAGUCAGCACUACUCAUUCAGGUCACAACCAAUCUACCUUUCAUUUUGAAAAAACAUAUAUUAACAGGCAUCUCCCUCCUCCCCACUAUCACUUCCUCCAUAAACAAAUACAUAUAAUAAACAACCCUCUAAAAUUCCAUUUCUCUCUGCUCAAACACAUCAUGGCCUAGCUGUUUCUUGGAUCCAGAGAUUCCGGGGUCUCUCACUAUAAUUUUUUUAUAAUACAUCUAUUUAUAUAUAAUAAAAAAAAAAUCCAUAGCCUACAAGACAUGAUUUGGUUUUUCUACCAUUGUCCCUCCUCCCUAGGCUCAUACCCCUGCUGCUGCUGCUGCUUUCUGUGCCUCUCAUUGGAGUUUGCAGUGUAGCUGUAAUGCCUGUUAAUCCAUGGACCCUCUUCUUCAUCUUCUCCUUUUUGUUGUUUUUAAUUGUACCCGCUUCCGGUGUCAACCCACAAGGCGAAUCACUUCUCUCGUGGAAGAGAAGCUUGAAUGGAUCACCGCAGGCGUUAAGUAAUUGGGACGCCACCGAUGAAACUCCUUGCGGGUGGUUUGGCAUCUCCUGCAACUUCAACAAUGAAGUUGAGGAACUCAAUUUGAGGUAUGUGGAUUUGCUUGGGAAUGUUCCUUCUAAUUUCAGUUCACUGAUGUCCUUAAAAAAGCUAGUCUUGUCGGGUACGAAUCUCACUGGUUCAAUUCCCAAAGAGAUGGGUAAACUCCGAGAACUAACUUGCUUAGAUUUGAGUGACAAUUCAUUCACGGGCGAAAUCCCAAGUGAGAUUGGCAACUUGUUCAAGCUUGAGAAGCUCUAUCUCAAUUCAAACCGGGUUCAGGGAUCGAUACCGGUUGAAAUUGGGAACCUCACAAGCUUGAAGUGGCUAAUUGUGUAUGACAACCAACUCAGUGGUGGAAUACCAAGCACCAUAGGGAACUUAAAGAAGCUUGAAGUGAUUAGAGCUGGUGGCAACAAGAACCUUCAAGGCUCACUACCACAAGAAAUUGGGAAUUGCACCAAUUUGGUGAUGUUAGGCCUUGCUGAAACUAGCAUAUCAGGUUUCCUCCCUCCGAGCCUCGGCCUCCUCAAGAACCUUCAAACCAUUGCAAUCUACACCACCCUCCUCUCUGGCCAAAUCCCCCCAGAGCUCGGUGACUGCACCGCCCUCCAAAACAUCUAUUUGUACGAAAACUCGCUAACCGGCUCGAUUCCAAGCAGUUUAGGAAAGCUCAAGAACCUCCAGAACCUCCUGCUAUGGCAAAACAGCCUGGUGGGUAUCAUUCCACCGGAGAUCGGGUAUUGCACCGGGCUAUUGCUCAUCGAUUUUUCGAUGAAUUCACUCACAGGGAACAUUCCAGAGACUUUGGGAAACUUGACAUUUCUGCAAGAAAUUCAAUUGAGUGUCAACCAGAUCUCCGGAGAAAUCCCAACCCAGCUCGGGAAUUGUCGCAGUCUCACUCAUGUAGAGCUUGACAACAAUCAAAUCACUGGUACAAUUCCAUCUGAAUUUGGGAAUCUGAGGAAUCUAUCAUUACUGUUCUUGUGGCAGAACAGACUCGAAGGGAAUAUACCAUCGUCCUUGUCAUUGUGCACCAAUCUUGAAGGCAUUGAUCUUUCGCAGAACGCGUUAAUGGGUUCGAUUCCAAAAGGUAUAUUCGAAUUACCCAAAUUGAACAAGUUGUUGCUUCUCUCCAACAAUUUUUCCGGCGAAAUUCCGCCGGAGAUCGGAAAAUGCUCGUCGCUGAUACGGUUCAGAGCCAAUGACAACAAACUCACUGGUUCGAUUCCACCGCAGAUUGGGAACUUGACGAAUCUGAGUUUCCUGGAUCUCGGAUCGAAUCGGCUCACCGGAGUCAUACCGGUGGAGAUCUCCGGUUGCCGGAAUCUGACUUUUCUCGAUUUGCACUCCAACUCAAUCGCCGGAAACUUGCCGGAGGAUUUGAAUCAGCUUGUUUCGCUCCAGUUCGUCGAUGUUUCGGACAAUCUCAUUGAAGGGACGUUGAGUCCGAGUCUCGGAUCGCUGAGUUCGCUCACCAAACUCGUCCUCGCGAAGAACCGGUUGUCCGGUCCGAUUCCUCCUCAGAUCGGUUCAUGUUGGAAGCUUCAGUUACUGGACCUCAGCAGCAACGAGCUCUCCGGUCAGAUUCCCGCGGGAGUGGGUAAGAUUCCGGCGCUCGAGAUUACUCUGAAUCUCAGCUGGAACACUCUUUUCGGCCUUUCCGGCGAAAUUCCGGCGGACUUCACGGCGUUGGACAAGCUUGGAAUCCUAGAUCUGUCCCACAACCAGCUUUCCGGCGACCUUCGAUAUCUCGCCGGCCUUCAAAAUCUCGUAGUCCUCAACGUCUCGCACAACAAUUUCUCGGGCCGAGUGCCUGACACCUCGUUCUUCGCGAAGCUGCCGCUCAGCGUCCUCGCCGGAAACCAAGACCUCUGCUUUUCGGGCAACCAAUGCGCCGCUAUCAAGGGCGGCUCAUCCACCAGCCACGCCGCUAGGGUAGCGAUGGUAGUGCUAUUGUGCGCGGCGUGCGCUCUCCUCGUGGCAGCGCUCUACAUUACGCUUGGAGGGAAGAUGAGGUCCCGCCGCCGGGCCCACGACGGCGACAUCGACGGAGACGAUGACGUGGAGAUGGGACCACCGUGGGAGGUCACACUGUACCAGAAGCUCGACCUUUCGAUUGCUGACGUGGCGAAAUGCUUGACGGCUGGGAAUGUGAUCGGACGUGGACGUUCCGGCGUCGUUUACAAGGCGAAUAUUCCGUCAGGGUUAACCAUCGCCGUGAAGAGAUUCCGGUCGUCGGAAAAGUUCUCGGCGUCGGGAUUUUCGUCGGAAAUUGCGACAUUGGCAAGAAUUCGACACCGGAAUAUUGUUCGGCUUUUGGGUUGGGGGGCUAAUAGGAAGACAAAGCUAUUGUUCUAUGAUUAUUUGCCUAAUGGUACACUGGGUGCAUUGUUGCACGACGGUGGCGGCGGCGGUGGUGGUGGCGGAGGAGUGGUGGUGCAGUGGGAGACACGGUUGAAGAUAGCGUUAGGGGUGGCGGAGGGGUUAGCUUACUUGCACCAUGACUGCGUUCCGGCUAUCCUACACAGGGACGUGAAGGCGCAGAAUAUACUGUUAGGAGAGCGAUACGAGGCGUGCUUGGCGGACUUUGGAUUAGCUAGGCUCGUUGAGGAUGAACAUGGCUCCUUUUCAGCCAACCCUCCACAAUUUGCAGGCUCCUACGGCUACUUUGCCCCCGAGUAUGGUUGCAUGCUAAAGAUCACUGAAAAGAGUGAUGUCUAUAGUUACGGAGUAGUUCUGCUAGAAAUCAUAACAGGAAAAAAGCCGGUAGAUCCAUCUUUCCCAGAUGACCAACAACAUGUCAUCCAAUGGGUCCGAGACCACCUCAAGAGCAAGAAAGACCCAGUUGACAUUAUCGAUCCAAAGCUACAAGGCCAUCCAGACACUCAAAUUCAAGAAAUGCUCCAAGCUAUCGGCAUAUCCCUACUCUGCACUAGCAAUCGCGCCGAAGAUCGCCCCACGAUGAAAGAUGUUGUGGCAUUGCUGACGGAGAUUAGGCACGAGGCAGGUGCAGGAUGUGAAGCCCACAAGCCGAUGAAGAAGUCUGAAGUUUCGUCUUAUUCAUCGUCAACGUCAGUGAUGACCCCGACUCAAUUGAUGCUCCUCCAAGGGUCUUCUAAUUGCUCGCUUGCCUACUCUUCUUCCUCGGCUGGAUAUGUUUCUGGGAUUAAUCAAUGAUGAAAUGUUGGAAGAAAAUUUAUUAGGACUGUUAGGAGUAGGAUGAUAUGAGCAUUGUAAAGAUUUAUUAGUGUGAUAAGGAGCUGAAGAAAAUUGAGUACAUAGUAGCUUAACAUAAGAUUAUUGCUCCUAAUCUCAUGACUGAAGCUAUUUUGCAAAUCA